UGCCUUUCUUGCACGUUAUCCUUAUUGUUAUGGCUACUGGAAGAAGUAUGCAGAUAUAGAAAAAAAGCGCAACAACAUUCUUGAAGCCGAUGAGGUAAGCUGACGUUCCGUCCACAUUAGACUAAGAAUAGCUGAACUUACACUCGUUAUCUCCCGUCCUUUUCUGCAGACCACAUGUAAGGUCAUUGCAGCGUUUUGUUGUUUUUUUGGUUUUUUUUUUUGUCUUUUUUAAAGGGCAUUUGUCACGGUCUGUGACAUUUGUAGCUAAUAUCUCCUUUCUUUGUUGACAGGUACGUUAAAACAUCCACAGUUUGUCAAGCUGUGCAGUGCAAGCCUCUGUAUUACACUGCAGCUUAACAAGUAGGGCAGGGGUCUUAUUUUUUCUGUCGCUUAUGUUAAUUUUUAUUUUAUUUUUCCGUCCAGUGGCGUAGAUUUAAUUUUGUUAGUCUUAUUUCGCUGCAUGUUAUUGCAUUGUUGGUCAGACGCUGUGAAUGAGUAUCUAAUGGGUCUGUGCCCUAUGGUCUGUACCCCAAAGCCAGCCCUCAGUUCCUGCAAUGAAUACAGCUACGCACUGAAGAUCAAGACCUGCAAGUGGAGCUCAGAACAUAUCCCAUGUUCUAUUCAACCUCCACUUCAAUGGUUUACCGUAGAGGAAUUCAGGCCAUAACCUUAAGUGUCGAUCUAUGGAUCAGUUAUCUCAAUUUCUUGAAAGAGACUUUAGAUCCUGCUGACCAAGAGACCGGCGUCACUUUACGAGGAACAUUCGAGCACGCUGUGAUGUCAGCAGGGCUAGAUUUCCGGUCUGACCGGCUAUGGGAAAUGUAUAUUAAUUGGGAAAUGGAGCAGGAGAACCUGAGCGGUGUCACAUCAAUCUACAGUCGUCUUCUUGGUAUUCCCACGCAGUACUAUAGUAAUCAUUUUCAAAAAUUUAAAGACCACAUACAGACUCGUCUGCCAAGGAAGUUUCUGACAGAUGACAAAUUUCUAGAAUUACGGACAGAGCUGGCUACAAUGAAUGAGCACGGCAGCUCCGUUACUGACCUUCCAAAUGGGCUGGAGGAGAUAAAAGACCCUGCAAAGCGCACUACAGAAAUUGAGAACAUGCGGCAUCGAAUCAUUGAAGUCCAUCAAGAGAUCGUUAAUUUCAAUGAACAUGAAGUGACCAAGAGAUGGUCUUUUGAGGAAGGGAUAAAGCGACCAUACUUUCAUGUGAAACCCUUGGAGAAAGCGCAGCUAAACAACUGGAAAGAAUAUUUGGACUACGAGAUUGAGAACGGGUCCCAUGAACGCAUAGUUAUCCUCUUUGAAAGAUGUGUAAUCGCUUGCGCCCACUAUGAAGAAUUUUGGAUCAAGUAUGCCAAAUACAUGGAGAAGCACAGCAUCGAAGGGGUAAGACACGUGUACAACAGGGCCUGCAACAUCCAUCUAUUGAAAAAGCCUCAAGCUCAUAUACUGUGGGCUGCAUUUGAAGAGCAACAUGAUAAUGUGGAAGAAGCCAGACGCAUUCUGAAAACACUGGAAGACUCUGUAGGUGAUCUGGCAAUGAUUUGCUUACGUAGAGUUAAUUUGGAAAGGAGACAUGGAAACUUAAACGAAGCAGAGAAUUUACUUACUCAGGCCAUGAAAAAUGCAAAAUCUAACGGCGAAUCUUCUUUUUAUGCAAUUAAACUUGCUCGCCACCUAUUGAAAGUGCAGAAAGAUACAGAGAAGGCAAGAAAAGUGUUGCAUGAUGCCAUAACUAAAGACAAAGACAAUGCAAAGCUAUACCUCAAUGUCGUUGAAAUGGAAUUCAGUGGAGACCUGAAACAAAAUGAAACCAACAUCUUGUCCGCUUUCGAUAAAGCCAUAAAAAGUACAAUGGCCAUCGCAACAAGAGUAAAGUUUUCACAGCGUAAAGUGGAAUUUCUGGAAGAUUUCGGUUUCGACAUCAACAAGUUGUUGACUGCCUAUGAUGAUCAUCAGAAACUAUUAAAAGAACAAGAUCUCCAGAAGAGGAAAGCUGAAAAUGGCUUGGAACAACCUGAUGCAAAGCGAGCACAUAUGGAGGAAAUGGCAGCAGUUGCUUCCACUCCAGCAAUUCACCAAACAGCUGCAACUCCUGGCAAUUACAACUAUGCCAACUGGUAUCAGUACAACUACCAGAAUUACCCGAACACCUGGAAUUACGGACAAUAUUAUACCCCGCCAUCCACAUGAGGGACUCUCUUCCUUUGUUCCAGAGUUAGGUUAAGAACUAGUGUUCACCAGGAGUGUUUACGAAGGAAACCGCAAGAAUUAUUUUUAUUCCCCGUGGUCUUAGUUUUUUGGGAAAAUUAUCUGCAAGUAAACACUUACCAAGCACAGAACAUCAUUUUCAUAUUCUGCUCCGAAAUGUUCCCUGGUUUUUCUCCCCACCUCUGUUCUUUAAGUCCACAGAAAGAAAGUUUGAUAAUUGACAUAUUUUCCUGCUUUUUCAAAGAAAAUAUGUAAACCAAUGUGUGCCCCAAUUCUUGUCUCUACAAUACUGGUUUUUUUUUUUUGUUUGUUUGUUUUGUGGCUUCUCCCCCACCCCCAUUUAGGGCGUCAGAAAA
This is a messenger RNA of Pelobates fuscus (common spadefoot toad), 2570 nucleotides long. RefSeq names its product pre-mRNA processing factor 39 (gene PRPF39). Gene Ontology annotation, biological process: mRNA 5'-splice site recognition; RNA processing. The transcript is spliced from 12 exons. Gene Ontology annotation, cellular component: U1 snRNP; U2-type prespliceosome; commitment complex. The record is from RefSeq and is a predicted model, not a curated record. The coding region runs from base 613 to 2196 and encodes 527 amino acids. Gene Ontology annotation, molecular function: protein binding; pre-mRNA 5'-splice site binding. NCBI's taxonomy places the organism in Eukaryota, Metazoa, Chordata, Amphibia, Anura, Pelobatidae.